Molecule: messenger RNA, 591 nt
Organism: Etheostoma cragini (Arkansas darter)
Lineage: Eukaryota; Metazoa; Chordata; Actinopteri; Perciformes; Percidae
Product: 40S ribosomal protein S17-like
Exons: 3
Biological process (GO): translation
Cellular component (GO): ribosome
Molecular function (GO): structural constituent of ribosome
Source: RefSeq, a predicted model, not a curated record
CACGGGAGACCUCGGGUCUGCUGGGUGGUGGUCUCGGCGUCUCUGGCUGACGUGGGUCUGGUUUGUGUCCGUCUGCAGGGACGAGUCAGGACCAAGACGGUGAAAAAGGCCGCGCGGGUCAUCAUCGAGAAGUACUACACCCGCCUGGGCAGCGACUUCCACACCAACAAGAGGGUGUGUGAGGAGAUCGCCAUCAUCCCCAGCAAGAAGCUCCGCAACAAGAUCGCCGGGUAUGUGACACAUCUGAUGAAGAGGAUCCAGAGGGGUCCAGUCAGAGGAAUCUCCAUCAAACUGCAGGAGGAGGAGAGAGAGAGGAGGGACAACUACGUGCCCGAGGUGUCUGCGCUGGACCAGGAGCUCAUUGAAGUUGAUCCCGACACCAAGGAGAUGCUGAAGCUGCUGGUACGUCUCAACAGUUUUACAUGUUGCUCAGCUGGCUCAUUCAACCAGAUCAACCAGUCUGGUCUGAUCACAUUCACACCUGGAGGCCCCGUCCAUGUCCAUCACACCUUUUCACUGACAGUUAAUUGUCCGACAUUACGAACGGAUCCCUGCAAAUAUAGACCUAUUUGUUAAAGAGGAAGACCAGUU